AUGGGACGACUACGGUCACUAGCUGUGAUUUUCAUAUUUCCAUUCCUAUACUGUUAUCAUGAUGAAGAGCCACUUCCCAAGGGAUAUUAUCCAGAACUUUAUACUGCCGAAAUAACCGUGGAUCCAGAUUAUGAUGCUUCUGUAACUGAUAUGCCCCCUGUACGUCACGCAACAGAACUUAGGAAAGGCCGCUUGCUAAAAGGAACAGUGGCUAUGGAUAUCAUCGUUACCGAAGAAAUAUCGAUAUUGCAGUUUCAUUCUGGCAUGAGGGUAGACUUGAAUGAAGUGUUGAUUGAUGGAGAACCCAUAGAGACCGAGAGAGACCAUGUGGGUUCGAGGCUAAUUAUAGACAAAAAAUUGGCAAAGGGACCUCAUCGGAUUGUCGUGGAAUACGAAACGAAGAAAUCCGGUGGGUUGUACCGUAUGCAGAAAGAAAACAACACGAUGAAUUCCGUGUACACAAAAGGCGGAGAAUUCGGAACCCAUCAUUAUGUGCCAUGUUUGAAUGAUCCUGACCGCAAGGCGAAAUGGAAAGUGUCGAUUGAAUAUCCGCCCGGUUAUUUCGCACUAUCCAACGGUAAAGUAUCGAGCUAUUUGACCGGGAGUCGUUUCUUCAAAAAUGGGGCAAAGACCGAAUUCGAAUUGACGCCAAAGAUGUCGCCCCACCUUUUCACAUUUCUCAUCACCAAAUACCCAAAAUUUACGAGGAUCGCAAAGACUGGGCAAGAGCUAAACAUCUAUUCGACGAAUCCCUCAAAAGCCGAAGCAUUGCUCCAGAUGCUAACAGAUAGUUUUGAUUACCUGGCUGCCAUUUUUAAACCGGCUUACCCACUCGCAAAACUAGAUGUUUUUCUUGAGCCGAGUAUUGGGUGGGCAAUGGAGCAUUGGGGAUUGAUUGUCUAUGGCGGCAAUCCGGAUCGAUCAAUAAUGCAACAUCUAGUGGCGCAUCAGUGGUUUGGGAAUUUGGUGUCUCCAUCAGCUUGGAAACAUGCGUGGUUGAGUGAGGGAUUCGCGACAUAUUGGGAGAAACAAGUCGCAAAACAGGCCCCAGCAACGUUUGAACGUGAGCUGAAUAUCGUGAUUGACAAUGACCGUGGACUUGAACCAAUGGUAUUGGAGCCAUUCGUAACUGAGGUUGUACUCAGACGCAAUCCUUGGCUGCGAUACGAGAAAGGGGCAUGCCUUUUGAAAAUGAUUGAGGGAAUGAUAGGACAACAGCCAUUGAUUGAUGCUAUGAAUAAAUACCUCGAAAAGUAUCAAUAUGAAGCCGUCGAAACGAGUCUAUUCUUUGAUGAGCUACUGCCGGCUUUUGAUAAAAUCAAGGAUAAAAUGGAUGGGAUAAGCAUUCAAGAGCUUGGAAAACAAUGGACCACGCAGCCGGGAAUCCCGACCAUCAACGAAUUCCAGGAUUCAUUGGUGAAGCCCUUCUUUCGACGU
This is a messenger RNA of Mesorhabditis spiculigera, 1437 nucleotides long. NCBI's taxonomy places the organism in Eukaryota, Metazoa, Nematoda, Chromadorea, Rhabditida, Rhabditidae. The record is from the annotation of a GenBank genome assembly.